Messenger RNA from Rhododendron vialii, 660 nucleotides. Its product is annotated as hydrophobic protein RCI2B-like. The record is from RefSeq and is a predicted model, not a curated record. The transcript has 3 exons. Lineage: Eukaryota; Viridiplantae; Streptophyta; Magnoliopsida; Ericales; Ericaceae. Gene Ontology annotation, cellular component: membrane. Bases 246 to 428 code for a protein of 60 amino acids.
AAAAAAUUAUCCGGAUUCCCAUCUCAAAGUCAUCGAAUCUGGUCUCUACACGUGGCAACCUGUCCUCUUCCCACUAACCCCUGUAUUCCACCUGGAUACCCUUCUUCUUUCCUGUAUAAAUGCUUAACUAACCUCAGCUUCACUUUCUCUCACCUCUCUAGCUGCUUAUAGGAAAAUCCCCUUGUUCAAUUUCUUCCCAAAACAAGUAGUUUUUGUUGUAUUUGAAAAGGAGGAGGAAAGAAAAAAUGUCAGGAGCCACAUUCUUGGAAAUCAUCUUGGCCAUCAUCUUGCCUCCUCUGGGUGUUUUCCUCCGUUAUGAAUGCAAGGUGGAGUUUUGGAUCUGUGUGUUGCUGACCAUAUUUGGGUGGCUCCCUGGAAUUAUCUAUGCUAUCUAUAUCCUCACCAAGCGAACAACGCCCUUUUCUUGAGGAGGAGAAGGUGGGGUAGUAGUAUCUAAUGCCUGGGCCGGCUGUGGCUGAUUUGGUGUCUUCAGAGAUUAUUUCGUACUACUUUCAUUCUGUUCUUGGAAAAAUUUGUAUUCUCAUUUAGGGGUUGAGGUUGUGACUGGUGGUUUGUCUUGUGAUUAUGUAUUGUGGGUUUGUGGAGCUAAAUUUUAAUUAGCUUAUGUUUCUGUCUUGGAAAUAAGGAAAUUUGUGUUCA